This is a messenger RNA of Adineta ricciae, 1347 nucleotides long. Lineage: Eukaryota; Metazoa; Rotifera; Eurotatoria; Adinetida; Adinetidae. The record is from the annotation of a GenBank genome assembly.
AUGGUUUCAUCACUGCUUACACCAAGCCGUCGUCGAUUCUAUAUUUAUAAAGAUCUCGAAGAAUUUGUCCAAAAAUACGUUCAACCGAUUGUCAUUCCUAAGUUGACUGUUCAUUUUGAUCAGAUAUGGCUAAUGAAUAUUGGUCACGCCCUUUUCGAUGGACUCUAUCCAGCUUAUCUCGCUUUAAUACGCUUUUCGCCUCGACAUUUGCAAUCAUUUCGUAUUUUGCUUAGCACGAGUGGUUAUAACGGCAAUGAUUCAUUUAGUCGAGAAGUUUACAAUCGUUUUGCUGGAUUGGAUACGCUGAAUGCGAGCAUUUUAGAAGAGAUGUCUAUUGGACAGUGGUUUGCAUUUGAAGAAUUUAUUAUGGGGAGUGGAGAUAUGUGUCAACGUUGUCUACAACCGAAUCUUCAACUGCCCGGAGGAAUCGAACUGAACGGAUCGCAACUUUUUCGAGAACGAAUGUAUAAGCAACAUGGUUUGAUGUCACGUACUCUUAGGCAAAAACAUUCCGCCGUACGACGUAAUUCCAACAGAUCACUUCACGCUGUUAUUGUGGAUAAUAAACGAUUUACUAGUCGUGAUCGAGUUGAAAUGAGUGCUGCUAUUCAUGAAAUUAAUACAUAUAGAAAUACAAACACAUCUUGGCCAGCAAUACAUGUUUCUUAUAUUAGUUACUCGGAAGCAUCCCCAAUUAAUGAUGAUACUCCAAUUAUAGAGCCAAAAUUCCUUGAUGAUAAUAUUAAAAUGAAACAACAUCUUAAAUUGUUACAGAACAUCGAUAUUCAUAUUACAGGACCUGGAACAGGACAGAUGUAUCAGACAUUCCUUGCUGAUGGAUCUGUAAAUAUAAAUCUCGGUGGAUUACAUUAUAUUAAACGUAAUGCAACCUUUGAUAAAUACCCAUUCUUUAUGGAACAAUACAUGACGAGUGGAGCACCGUAUAUUAGAGGACUCUAUUAUCCCAUUGAUCAACGAGCAAUUGGUAUUCGAAAGAAGAUCCUUGUUGAGCUUAUUCGAGAGGCUGCGCAAUUGAUUAUGAAUGGUUUCACGAUUCCGGUGAAUCCACAUGAUAAUUUAUCAGUGUACGGCCAUUUAUUUAUUGAAAUGUGUAAAAUGGAUAACAAAUUUUGUCGAAUAGUAACAGAUCGAUGGGAAGACAAUAACUUUUGGUGUUUUAGUACAUGGCCUGAAUCAAUUAUCUAUGAAGAUGGGCCAUGGUCACUACAAGGUAUUGUCGACGAUGAUAGAAAUGUGACUUGUUCAUACAAUCGAACAUUAUUAUAUGAAUUAAAACGAAAAUAUAAUAUUACUGAAAGAUCUGAAGCACUUUCUAUAGAACAAUAA